UGGAUAAUUUAUUUAAUAAUCAAACUAAAGUUGGGAAUAGAUUCACCCCUGGCAGGUUGGAGUGGACAGCAGCCACUUAAAAUAGCAAUUUAAGAGUGGUUGAAUCCCUCUUCUAUUACUUUUUGAAUAAUUCAAAUGUGAGCAAUAAUCAGAGCUCAUACAAAUAUGGGAAAUUCUACUUGACUGUCAGGACUGAACUGUUUGCUCUUGCCAAUGCAGUUUCAAUUUAUUUCCUGACACUUAUUUUAGUAAAAUGAAGGAGCUUUAGGAGGAAAAUAUCUAGGAUCCCAUGGACAAUGUAGAAAUUGCAGUGAAAAGUACUGUAGCAGAUAGAGGGAUGUAUUGUGUACCCUCAUAUCAAUGCUUCUCUGCUGUAAAAUCUCUCCUCUGAAAGCUGUAUUUCUUUAACACUACUUGUCAUGGCUUUGUUAUGUGUCUGAAUGACAGAUUUAUUUGUUUUUAUAUUCUCAGUCUUUACCAAAAUACAAAAUGUUGUUGUUGUAUGCCUUCAUACUACUUCCUAUUUAUAGUGAUCUAAGACAAACCUAUCAUGAGGCUUUCUUGGCAAUAUUUGUUGAGAGGGGCUUGCCUUUGCCUUUCUCUGUGGCUGGGAGAGUGUGACUUCACCAAGAUCACGCAAUCACUUUCCAUGAUCAAGCACAGAUUCAAACUCUUGUUUCCAGAGUUGUAGUUCAAUGGCCAGUUGCAUGCAACCACAAGAUGCAGAGCCAACCUUAAGAAAUGGGGCUAUAAAGUGGAGUUCACGACAUGCGAGUAUGGAGAAGAGCAAACCACAGACCACUUACUACAAUGCAGUCUGAGCCCUGCCACAUACACAAUGCAGGACCUUCUUCCAGCAACACCAGAGGCACUCCAAGUGGCCAGCUACUGCUCAAAGGAAAUUUAGCAUAAUGCCAAGUUUUUAACUUUAUUUGUGGUUUUUUAAAUACAUUAUAACUGUAUUCUCAAUUCGCUUCUGACACGAUAAAUAAAUAAAAGUUCAAUGGUCAAACCGUGCUCGCUCUCAAAAUAGUGUAGCAAAAGGUGCUCUCUAAAGUUAUUAGGAAAGGCUUAAAUACCAAAGGCACUGGGCCAUAUCUGAUUUUGGAAGCUAGGCAGGGCCAGCCCCAAUUAGUAUUUGGAUGGGAGGUUGUAAGGUGCUAUAGGUAGGAUGUCAAAGGGAGGAACAGGCAAAACUGCCUCUAAGUAUUCUUUUCCCAAGAAACCCAAUAAAACGCAUGGGAUAUGUUGACAGGCAAUUUGAAGGCACUCAAAGUACAAUAAACAAAUUUUAGUAUAGGAAUAAUCUCAUGUUUAAGUGCUAAUGAAAUGCCAGAUAAAGGCUCAAAGCACGUUUAUUUCACAGGAAGUUUUAAUAAAUAAAAUGAGAGUUUCACUGCACAUGGGCAAGAUGUAUUCUUGGUCUUAGCCUGGCUAUGAUUAAAAUAUUUCUACUUUUUUUUGUCAAUCAAUUGGUUAAGAAGCGGAGGGGAUUCCUGGCUGCCUUUUGCAAGAAGCUUCUUUGCAAAGUCCCUCCCCUCGAGUGCCAUGUGUUGGCUUGUCCUUCUGCGCCUGGAAGGAUUUGGCUGUGCUGAUUCUGCCGGGACUGAGAAGGUAUUGCUCACCUGCCCCUCCCCUCUGACUCAAGUCAAGACAAGUCACACCGUUUGUUUGGCAUAGCCAGAGCCAGAGCAAGAGCAAGAGCAAGACAGCACCUGGAAGAGGGAAGCAGCCAAGGGAUCGGAAGUGUGGACUGCACAGAAAAUUCAGUACCAGGCUUGGUUUUCAAGCACUGGAAUAAACCUGUCAAGAGUUUCCUUUCACUGAUUUUUCUCUCAGUUCCAAUUGCUGAAUCAGGGACUCAGUCCAGCAGCAGAAGACAUUACGGCACUUUCCAGGUGUGACCACACCAGCUCCCCAAACCGCCCAGAGCUUGGCCAUGAAGAGCAGGAGUAAGGAUGAGACUAGCGACACAGACAGUGGGAUCAUAGUGCAGUCAGGACUAGACAGCCCCAUGGCUCCCAUGAAGGAUCUCACCCAAGCCAUGAGGAAGCAGCAGAAGGCUUUGGAGGAGAAACUUGAGGCCUGCGUGCAGGAGCUGAGAAGGCUGUGUUUGCGUGAGGCAGAACUGACAGGAUUGCUCCCUUCAGAGUAUCCCGUGAAGCCAGGAGAGAAGCCUCCAAAGGUGCGCCGUCGAGUUGGUGCAGCUUUCAGAUUAGAUGAAAAGGCCAUUCUUUCAAGAGGAGCGGAUCCUCUGAGCACACUGGAAAGAGACCUGGCUCUCCAGCUGCAAAUCGCUGAGGCUUCACGUUGUCUUUCCCGGGAAGAGAAUCUCACCAAGCAGGUUCGGAAGCGUCGGAAAAGUGCUGUGUUGAAGGAAGAAAAGAAGCUGAAGGAGCUGGAGCAUGCCCUCAUUGAGUAUCACUUGACAGCCAGGCAUUCGUCACAGCUAAGGGCCAGUGCUCCCGCAUUGGAAGGAUUCAGUGCCUGUGAUGAGAGCCUCCUGUUAGAGCCUUCUCAGGUAGAGAAAGAACCCCAGAUGGUGAGCCCUAGUCUUCCACCAAAGCUUCCAGCUUCCACACACUACCAACCCUUGCAGAAUCCUUCAGUCCAGUCCUCUCAUCCUGGCUUGCCAGAAAGACAAACUCACAAUCAAGCCACCAGUGUGGAAAGCUCGCCUAUCCAAAACAGCCCAUGGAAAGAGACCAGUCUGGAUAAACCCUAUGAGAAGCCCAAGAAAACUUCAGAGCCCAGCAGUGUGCCAAGCAGUCCAGUUGUGGUGGCACAACCUGCACCCAGUCCUGCUGCUCAGAGGAGAACUGAGGCUUCUGCCUGCAAUGUUGUUCCUCCUAGGAAGCUGGAAGGAAGGAGGCAGGCUGGUUCCAGUGCUCCACCAACACCAGAAUUACUGGGAAGAAGAGGGCAAGCUCAACUGAUAAGGGUGUCUUCAUCCCGGGACGGUUUGGAGCCCCACAGAAGAAGCGCAUUGCCAAGGCGACGCCCCACCUACUACACAGUCACUGUCCCUGAGUAUUGCUUUUCUACAUCUAAACCCAAUCCAGCCAUCAAACCGACCUUUCACUCUGCCUCAGAAGACAGCAAUUCAGAUGCUUCCAGCAUCUCUUAUACUACGUCUGCAGGGAGCAGCAGUCCUGACAUCUCCUUCUUGAAACCAGUGUCUUCAGUGCCCAUGGAGGAACCCUUCCAGCCCCAGACCAGCAGAGGACAAGAAGCAGAAUACCACUGUCAGUGUCCACAGAAGCUGUUGUCAUCUUCAGGUUACUUCCCUGCUGUGGAGUAUAUAGCUGAUGGUCACAUUCCUGCUGGGAUGGAGUUUUGUCGAGGUCGGCCACCCUUUUUGUCUGCCAGCUCUGCCCACUUGGCCUUCAAGGAAGAGGUGGUGCCAGUCAGAUUCCACAGGUCCAUUGUUUCCCAGAGUCGGGUGGUACGCACACCCUCACUGAAGGACUGCCCCCCAAUAGGCCCUCGGGCCCUCUCCAAGUCAGUGGUGACAGAAGAGCUAAAAUCAUGGCAUGAACGGACUCGGUUGCGCAAUGCACGGCCACAUUCACUGGACAGGCAAGGGGCUUUCCACAUGCGCAGUGGGCCAGGCAGAGAGGCGCUCCUUUCAUCUUCCAGAGGGCAACAAGUUCAGGUGCCCCGUAUCCAUAUCUUGAAACGCUCUCCAGAAGGAGCCCCUGUGCAAGUCUAUGUGCCAGAAAAUGGUGAAAUAAUUACUCAAGUCUGAAUCUACCCACCUUGCAGAAGUUGGCAUUGUCAGCAGGCUGACCAUCUAGAAUAAGGACCUGGACCAAGCAUAAUCCUGAAUCUACCAGUUUUGCUAUAUGAGAGAACAUUAAGAAGCUUGCAGAAGAGAGUAUACUUCAGGAUUUUUCUUUGCUCUUAUGGUCAUCUGACAAUGAAUUUACCAUUAUGGAUUUACCACCCAAUAAUUGGGUUUCUUUGUGCUGUGUGGAUUGCAAAGGACACGGAAGACCUUCAACACUAAUUAGCCUAUUUAUUCAUUUCUGUCUGUGCUGGAAACAUCUGGGGUGCCUGUAGGUUAUGAAAACAAGAUUUAGUCUAAAGAGCCAUUCAUAGCUUCUAUGAGAAGAACCAUUCUGAGUGUAGUUUAUUUUAUAAACCACUGUUCUGCUUUGCUAUGGAGGCUGCUAUAGAAAUUCUGUCUCUUUGGUUUUAUGUAUGAAUUGCAAAUUCUGUAUUUUCGGUUUUAAUAGAGAAUUGUACUCAAAAGGCAGAUCAUUUUCAUGGGUGAAACAUACUAUGUUGCUCUGUUUUUGUAGGUAUUUAACCCUCAUUACUUUAUACAGUGGAGACAUCUCUUUCUACUUUCUUGCCACAAGAUUAAGUCUAGUCAUAGUUUCUACUUGCUGACCAAACUAGAGGGUUUUUAAAAAAUUGCAAGUCAGUAGGGCGGGCAAUGAAUGUACAGUAAGACAGCUAGUAUUGUCCUGAACUCUGGUGCAAAAACAUUGGACAUGCCAUUCACAGAAAGCACCUGAACAUUACAAAGCAUGUGUGUCUGCAUGUGUUUAAUUUAGGGCAACCCCAAUACAUUUUAUAGGAUUUUCUUAGGCAAGCAAUACUGAGAAAUUGUUUUGCUAGUUCCUUCUUCUGAAACACAUCCUACAGCACAUAAUAUUUGCUGGCACUCUCCAAUGCAAAUAUCAACCAGAGUUGACCCUACUUAGAUUCUGAGAUAAGUCACAAUCUGGUCCUUUUAACAAGAAUAUGUGUUAUUCCAACCUUUUGUCUUUUGCAGACAUCUGCUUUAGCUUCUUACUGCAUAUUACACGACCAUUUCCAAGCACCUCGUUCUACAUAAUCCUUGCCUUUUUUCUGUAGUAAAACUAGGGAUGCCAAACCACUACUAAUCAGACAUGAUGGGUAAGGAUGUAGUUUCUGCAGGACUUAUUGUCAAUUAACCAAGUUGUGCAAGUUUUGUUUCUGAAGUGCCUGUCUCUGUAAUGGUUAUCCCUGACUCGGCAGUAAACAGUGUUAAAUCUAUUUGGACACUUUAUUUUGAAUAGAAUACAUCAUUGAAAUUUCA
Molecule: messenger RNA, 5071 nt
Organism: Anolis carolinensis (green anole)
Lineage: Eukaryota; Metazoa; Chordata; Lepidosauria; Squamata; Anolidae
Gene: inava
Product: innate immunity activator
Exons: 10
Coding region: 1940-3748 (602 amino acids)
Biological process (GO): positive regulation of protein ubiquitination; adherens junction maintenance
Source: RefSeq, a predicted model, not a curated record